AUGAUUGUUUUACUUCUUUUCUUUGUGGUAGCCUGCUCUGCAUCGGGGCUUCCUAUCGUUGAUCUCGGCUAUGAACUACACCAAGCGAUUUCAUUCAAUAGCACCAAAGGCUUGUACAACUUCACCAAUAUCCGCUAUGCGGCUCCGCCAGUAGGGGAUUUGCGAUUUCGCGCUCCUGAAUUACCGGAACAGAAUCGUUCUCAGGUUCAGAAUGGUUCGGUCGGCCGGGUUUGUCCCCAAGCCAAGCCUAUCUGGUCUUCGGAUAUCAUGCCGGCGUUCCUUUUGAGUGUAUUCGAAGGGACACCGUUCAAUCAGUCGUCGAAUAUUUCUUCUUACCCGUAUGUACCACGGCCGUAUGACCCGCGCGUGACGGAGGAUUGUCUGUUUCUCGAUGUGCUUGUUCCCAAGAAGAUUUUCGAUCGGUCACAUGGGAAUCGCUCGAUCUCCAAGGAGUCCUUGGCGCCGGUCUUGGUCUGGAUCUAUGGUGGAGGGUACGCGGAAGGCGAUAAAACGCAGGAGGAUCCUUCGGGGCUGAUCAAUCGGAGCAUGAUUGUUGGUGAGGGGGUUGUCUAUGUUGCGAUAAAUUAUCGUCUGGGUGCCUUUGGUUGGUUGGGAGGUGACACUCUUAUGGCAAACGGAACUGCCAAUGCGGGACUUCAUGAUCAGCGCUUUGCUUUGGAAUGGGUAUACAAGAACAUUCACUUGUUUGGUGGAGAUCCUGAGCGAGUCACUCUUAUCGGCGAGUCAGCCGGUGCAGGCUCCAUCGUGCAUCAAAUCACUGCAUAUGGCGGCAAGGGGGGACCGUCUCGAUUUCAGCAGGCGAUUGUGCAGAGUCCAGGCUGGGUACCCAUGCCUGAUAAUCAGCAGCCCGAGGAGAUUCUGCAAACAUUUCUCGAAAUUUUGAAUGUCAGCACGAUUGAUGAAGCACGGCAACUUCCAUCAGAGAAAUUGAUGGACGCUAAUGCAUACCAGAUCGCCACUAAAUCCAAGUGGGGUGAUUUCACUUACACCCCAAUUGUAGAUGGCACGUUCGUCCCUGCCUUACCUGGGCAGCUUCUUAUGGAAGGCAGAUUUGACCAUGACCUGACUGUUAUGACUGGACACAACACGGCCGAGGGACUCGAGUUCACUCCACCCGAAAGUGUCAACAGCACCGUCCUCCCAACACUGCUGAAGUUAUAUUAUCCUUUCAUCAAGCAGAAUGUCACCGAUUACGUGACUCAGGUGCUAUACCCACCGAUAUAUAACGGGUCCUAUGACUACAAAAGUCCCCUUGAGCGCUACGCAUUCAUCAUCUCAGAAUCUAUUUUCGAAUGCAACACGGAGUACCUCAACUGGGCGUAUCAAAACCAGACCUUUGCAUACGAAUUCAGCGUCCCACCCUCGCUCCACGGCCAAGACACGCUAUACACCUUUUACAACCCGGACAAGGCUGGCCUUGACGGUGGUUUGUCGAUCCUAGACGUCCAAAACGCCACUGUCGCAAUUGCCAUGCAGGACUAUUUCACCAGCUUCGCACAGUUUGGUGUGCCCAAAUCACCUGUGGGGCCAGAAUUCCCACGAUAUGGCUCAAAGAAUGCGCUCUUGGACAUUGGCACCGGCAGUAUCCAGCCUAUUCCCGACGUAUCCGAUAAUUUCCGCUGUCGAUUCUGGCAGACUGCGCCGUAUUACUGA
Molecule: messenger RNA, 1674 nt
Organism: Penicillium odoratum
Lineage: Eukaryota; Fungi; Ascomycota; Eurotiomycetes; Eurotiales; Aspergillaceae
Exons: 3
Coding region: 1-1674 (557 amino acids)
Source: RefSeq, a predicted model, not a curated record